CUUACACCACACCAAACUUGUCCUUCUUCAACCUCUCUCUCUCUCUCUCUCUCUGUGUAAUCCUACAGACCUUCUCUGCUCCAUAAAUUUCCAUAGCAAACUUUCUUUCUCUCUCUCUCUCUCUCUCUGUCGCUCUCUAUUUUCUCAGGUAGGAAACAAAUCGUUAUUCUCUUCUGGCUCGCCUCUCAUCUCUCUAUUCUUCAACGGAGAAUUAAUCAACUGCUGAGAAAUCCAUUUUCUCUUUUGCUUCCUUCAUAAAAUACCAUAUCUAUUCAACUGGAUUUCUCUGGUUUUUAAUUUAUUAUUUAUCCAGGCGUAAAUGCUUUUUAGAUCACCAACAGAAUUGUUAUUUAUUCUCUGAAAGAUCAACCAGAAAGAAAUCAGGAAAAAGAAAAAGGACAUAUAUUACAUAUAUAUAUAGGAAGUAUCAUGUUGGAUCUCAAUCUUGAUGUGCUUGUCGCGAGUGAAUCUUCCUCCUGUGAUAAUCAUCGGGAGGACGAGAAGACGAUGACGGUGUUAGCAGAGCCGUACAAGUUAACUGCUGAAGCUAGAGCAGGUUCGGUCAGGACACAAAUGGAGGAAGAAUAUUCCGGCACCUCCAACUCCUCCAUAAUCAACUCCCUCGACGAAGCUCCGACCAAUGCCGGUGACGAGGACUACUCCAACAACACCGGCUCCGCUUUCAUUUUGACAUCUAUCAAGAGAGGAGUUGACGAUGAUGACGACAGAGACGAGAAAUAUCCGUCACCGGAUUCUGUUACCCAGCAACUUUUUCCGGUCGCCGGAGAAAAAAGUGGUCCUGGAGUAGAGUUCGGGUUCGGGGUAGGGAGUUCGGUAAGGCUUGACCGUCAAUGGCUCAAUUUAUCAUGUGCUAAGGGUAGCGCGGAGGCAAUUGAAGGGCAGAAAAUUGUGCCUCAAAAGGUGAAGAAAAGCAGAAGAGGGCCAAGGUCUAGAAGCUCUCAGUACAGAGGAGUCACCUUCUACCGGCGAACAGGUCGCUGGGAAUCACAUAUAUGGGAUUGUGGGAAGCAAGUUUAUUUAGGUGGGUUUGACACUGCUCAUGCUGCAGCAAGAGCAUAUGAUCGAGCUGCUAUCAAAUUCCGAGGAGAUGAUGCCGAUAUCAAUUUCAGUUUAUCCGACUACAAAGACGAGAUCAAACAGAUGAGACACUUGAGUAAAGAAGAAUUUGUUCACAUUCUCCGUAGACAGAGCACCGGGUUUUCCCGAGGAAGUUCAAGAUUCCGAGGUGUGACACUGCAUAAAUGCGGCCGUUGGGAGGCUAGAAUUGGACAAUUCCUUGGAAAGAAUGCUUACGACAUGGCAGCCACUAAGUGUAAUGGAAGAGAAGCAGUAACCAAUUUUGAGCAAAGUAACUUCAAAAUUAAUGGAGGAAGUGGCCAGAACCUCGACCUAAGCCUUGGAAUUUCUCUUACUCCAAGUAGGAGAGAAAAUGUGGGGGAUUUGCAGGCUUGUAGCAGUGAAACACCCUUGAAAGGGAUGUCACUGCUUGAGACUUCUGCUUCUGCAUAUCUUGGUGGGCAACAACCAAAUCCUAAUACUUUAUUGUCUGGGAUGUAUCCUGUUUCAUCACCAAACCUCAGGGAACAAACCGGAGAGAGGGCAAUAGAAGCAGCUUCAUCGAUGAGAUCUUCGUUGUCGUGGACAUGGCAAAGCAAUGGGAAUGUUGGUCAAAUGCCUAUUUUGAAUAUAGCAGCAUCAUCAGGAUUCUCUUCUACUGCUACCCUUCAACAAAAGAUACACUAUAACAAUAACAAUCCUACCCAAAAUCUCUGCCUUGUCAACCAUCAAAAAUUCUCAUAAUUCCAGUUUUGGUGCAUGAAUGGUGCUGUAUUUUAGAAAGUUAGGUGAGGUAGAAUUUAUGGUAAAGUAGCAGCUUGUAUUUACUUCA
Carica papaya (papaya) is the source of this 1909-nucleotide messenger RNA. RefSeq names its product ethylene-responsive transcription factor RAP2-7-like. Lineage: Eukaryota; Viridiplantae; Streptophyta; Magnoliopsida; Brassicales; Caricaceae. The record is from RefSeq and is a predicted model, not a curated record. Gene Ontology annotation, molecular function: DNA-binding transcription factor activity; DNA binding. Gene Ontology annotation, biological process: regulation of DNA-templated transcription.